Messenger RNA from Strongyloides ratti, 372 nucleotides. Its product is annotated as Histone H2B family and Histone core domain and Histone-fold domain-containing protein. Gene Ontology annotation, cellular component: nucleosome. The record is from RefSeq and is a predicted model, not a curated record. Lineage: Eukaryota; Metazoa; Nematoda; Chromadorea; Rhabditida; Strongyloididae. Gene Ontology annotation, molecular function: protein heterodimerization activity; structural constituent of chromatin; DNA binding. The transcript has a single exon. Gene Ontology annotation, biological process: nucleosome assembly. The coding region runs from base 1 to 372 and encodes 123 amino acids.
AUGGCUCCACCGACUGCUUCUAAGGGAAAGAAGGCUGUCAAAAGUCAAAAAUCUGUCCGACCAGGAGACAAGAAGGGCAAGAGAAAGGCUAGAAGAGAGACCUACUCUGUCUAUAUUUACCGUGUUCUGAAACAAGUCCAUCCAGAUACCGGAAUUUCCUCUAAGGCUAUGUCUAUUAUGAAUUCCUUCGUCAAUGAUGUUUUUGAAAGAAUUGCUGCUGAAGCUUCAAAACUUGCUCAUUACAACAAAAAGUCAACUAUCUCAUCGAGAGAAAUUCAAACAUCUGUUAGACUUAUUCUUCCUGGAGAAUUAGCUAAACAUGCUGUUUCUGAAGGAACAAAGGCCGUCACCAAGUAUACUAGUUCAAAGUAA